This is a messenger RNA of Ramularia collo-cygni, 1032 nucleotides long. RefSeq lists its product as uncharacterized. Bases 1 to 1032 code for a protein of 343 amino acids. The record is from RefSeq and is a predicted model, not a curated record. The transcript is spliced from 5 exons. NCBI's taxonomy places the organism in Eukaryota, Fungi, Ascomycota, Dothideomycetes, Mycosphaerellales, Mycosphaerellaceae.
AUGGUUGCUGCCGCAUACCUCACACUGGUAGUGCAGACCAUCUUCGGCGGUCUAGCAGCUCAUUAUGGAUUUGGAAAACACAGAGUCGACAUACUUACUACCUUUCCGAAGGCGAUGUAUUGGUUCUACCUCUAUCAAAUCUGUUACAAGCUGCUUGGAGGUUUCACCAAACUCUCAUUCUGCUUCCUAUAUUUGAGGAUUUUCCCACUCCAAGAUCCGCACGCCUGGUACCAGAAGCACUUCAAGAAAAUGGUCACUGCAACGGCCUUGGUGACUGGAGCUGGUACAUUCGCCUUCACCAUGGCUACUAUCUUCCAGUGUACACCCAUUGACCGCGCUUGGGAUCGGACAGUCCCAGGACACUGCACAGAUAAUCUGUCAUUCUGGUUCUCUCAUGCUGCUUUCAAUAGCUUCAUGGACAUAAUCGUCUUCAUCCUCCCACUACCGGUGAUUCGGAAACUCAAGGUAAUCCGGAGCGAUCGCAUCGGUCUGAUAUCCACAUUCGCUCUGGGAGCCUUCGUGAUCGCCGCCUCCAUCGCAAGGAUGGGCAACUUGGUGCACAGUGCCGCAAGCACAAGUGACCCGACCUGGGGCAAUCAAAGACCAGAACAACAGCAGAAGUCUGUGCCUGGGGGAGAUCAACCGUCAAGAACAUCCCAGAUCCGCUCCAUAUGGUCUAAACUCACCCGACAGCAGCCAAAGCCUCCACAAAGCAGUAUCGAGCUACGUCCAUACACUUCCGGAAACCUCGCCUUCGUCUCCUCUGCCGGGAGCAAGAAGACCCGCCGAAAUUGGUASGGUGGGCGAUCCCAGCACGAUUCUUGGAACACCGGCGACGAAGAAUCAGGCGAGCCGGUCAGCUAUCUGGCGCCAAAACUCAAGUCUGGGGGACUCUAUAAAAAGAGGAAAGACCCAGAAGGUGCCAUCAUGCGACAACAGGAUGUGAUGGUAUCGACUCGUCGCCGUUCCGAAGAAGAGGAUCCGGAAAGUGCUGAGUUCAGGGAUAUGAUGAAGGGAAGAUUGAACGGCUGA